Molecule: messenger RNA, 6377 nt
Organism: Prorocentrum cordatum
Lineage: Eukaryota; Dinophyceae; Prorocentrales; Prorocentraceae
Source: the annotation of a GenBank genome assembly
GACGUUGGCGACACUUCGAGACGGCAGUGAAGUGGUUCCCCCGCACGCUGAAGCGGCAGGACAGGGACCUAGCGGCGAACAGGAUCAUCGGUCGCAUGCUACAGAGUAAGACGAUAGCCAUACGGACGUUUGCGACCACCCUGGAUCCAGAUAGAUAUGAGAAUCCGAACGGCCACCUCCUCCUCCUAGACGACCUGAGGAACAGUCCACUGGGAAAGCUACCUAUCCCGGACGCGGCCCACAAGAUUAAGCACUACUACAAGGACUUCAAGCGGCGCAAAGGCGAGACAGUGGGCGCGCUCCUGAUCCGGGAGCAGGACUGCUACUCAGAGAUGGUCCAGGCGCUGGAGCGCCUCUUGGAGGAGAUGGGCGACAAUGACAAGUACAAGCAGUGCCAGGAGUGCUACGGCUACUUCGACAGAGACCGUGGCGCAGCCGGACGUGGACAAUGGUACUGCCAGAGGUGCUGGGACCACUGGGAACCCAGCCCCGACGCGCCGACGCCCUCGGCAGCAGAGGACGCCCCUGCCGAGGAAGCAGAAGAAGCAGAUGAGUAUGAACGACAGUCGAUGACGUCUCGCUCGCAGGGCUCUCGAACGGAUCGAUUUCACCGACAAGAAUCCAUGGCGAGCAAGCUCAAGGUUUCGGAAGCAAUGGCAGUGGGCUCCACAUUCUUCGGCCACGCUUCUGGAGUCCUGAAGGUCCUCCGCGGUUUCUUCCUGCUCGAGGCGAUGGAUUUCACCGAGAAGGAGAAGCAGGACGUACGCGUGGUCACGCAGAACCGCUUGGAUUUCGAUGCAGUCUCCAAGGCUUUGAAGGAGAGAUGGGAGGACAAGGCGCUGGUGCAGCGGGACUUCGGACCAAGGGCUAUGCCUCGGUACGGCCCGGAGUCGAGCCCUCAGUCGGCCCUCGUUGCAGAGUUUGACGACGUACACGGACCUGACUGGUACGACGGCUACGCAGCGGCAGUUCAGGCGUGGGAGAACGACGGUUACGACCACCACGAGAACGAGGACGACUACGACGUCGUGGAGGAGCCGCAGCUCGCCUCAGAGCAAGAGGAGUCCGAGGCCAUGGACGAGGAUCUCAACCAUCUCAACGAGGAGCUCGAGGCGGCCCAGGCGAUGGCAGCAGAGGGCAGCAAGGGCAGCAAGGGCGGCAAAGGCAGCAAGUACCGCGACAGGGACCACGACCAGAAGGGCAAGAAUGCGAACUACCUGGAGUUCCACACGAUCACGCACGGGUUUGACGAGCUCCAGGGUCUGUACCAGGCGGAGCUGAACGACAGCGGCCUCGCCCCUUCUGAGGCCAUGGUUGAUUGCGGGGCUUCCGCGUCCGCCGGAGGCGAGCGCGCAGUCCAGGCCCUGGUUGCCGCCGUUGCGGCUGCGAACCCACAGGCCAGGAUCGAGAUCAACGAAAAUGAAAGACCGUGGUUUCGUUUCGGAGACAAUAAGUGGGGCAGAGCACUGUAUAAGGUUUCGGUCGAGUUCGAGCCGGGCUUCGUUCUGGGCAUUUUCGCUCUUAGUCCUGGCGUGCCUCUCGUUCUGUUGGGAAUGACCGCUCUGGAGUCGUGGCCGGCAAUCGUGAAUUUCCGAACCGGGGAGGCUGUGAUCAGGGGUCAACUGGUGCAGCUUCGCAAGACUCCAGGCAAGGGCCAUUGCAUCCUCGACCUGGUGAAGCACGGCAAGGACGAAUGGGUACCUGUCGACAUAGAUGCCGACAAGAAGGAGGAGGGCCCGGAGGUAAAGUCACCUUCGGCGGCAGCGAGCUCCGGACCUACGACCCAGGUCAAGCGGGAGUUCGUCUUCAACGGCCAGAAGAUGGAGUAUGUUACCUCGGAGGGCAAGGUCAAGGAGAGAGACCCGGGCAACGCGCACCAGGGUCGCAAGAAAGAGAAGCAGAUGGAGCUGGACCCGGCGUUCGCACUGCAGGUGGACCCCCGCGAUCCGAGGACCACACGGGGACCGUGCGGGCAGACGCAUCGCAAGUACUUCACGGUCAACAACCAGUGGGGCCAGACCAGGACAUGCUAUCGGUGCGGGCUGAGGUUGCUCUACGUCCCGACGGCGAAGGCGCCGAUGACGAACCUCAGCAUGCAGCAUCCGAAGUUGGUGGAGUCCGGCCUGGAGUUGGUGCGGCACUGCAACCUGUGGGAGACGGCCAAUCACGAGCAGGUGACUGCGAUGAUCAACAUCGCCACCUCUCUUCGGAGGCUUCCCGGGACCGAGAUCCGCCACGCGCCGGACGCGCUGCUGGAGAUGCUGGGGGCAGCGAAUCCCAGGUCACUACUCGCAGGACUGGCUUUGGCCAUGACCGUGGGUACGAUCACCGAGGCGGUGGAGAUCUGCUGCCAUCCCAACAGCAUGCUGACCGACGAGUGCACCAACAUCGGCCUCAGCAUGGAGCGGAUCAGCAUCGAGAACGGUUACAACCUCAGCACGAAGGCGGGGUUCGAGGCCGCUAGCAAGAAGCUGGACGAGGUGAUGCCGAAGCGGGCUUGGAUAUCGCUACCAUGCACGCUAUGGACUUCGCUUACGAACUUCAACUACAAGACCCCAGAGGCACGUGCACGCCUAGAGAAAGAUCGACUUCGAGACCGACGACGUGUGAAGUAUGGAGUUCUCCUGUUGCUAAAGAUUGUUGACAACGGAGGAGAGGUCUACUUCGAGUGGCCCCACAGGUGUCAAGGCUGGAAGAUUCCCGAGCUCAAUUUUCUUCGUAUGGAAUUGAGGCGUCGGGGACGACACGUCUUCGAAGAUCGGAUCGACGGGUGCAUGUACGGCCUCAGGGACUACAACACUAACGAGCUCGUCGAGAAGGGCUGGAGGAUCAUGACCACCGACCCGGAGUUCUCCAAGGUCGCGACCGUGUGUGACCACUCACACGGCCACCGAGUCAUCAGCGGGAAGCUGCACACUGCAGCCACGGCCUACUACCCGCAGGCGAUGUGCAAGGCAAUCGCCCGGCUAUGGCAUGCUCAACUCCGGACCCCAAUCGACCUCAACAUGGCCCUGGAGAACCCUGCUGUCCUCGACCUCGAGAAUGCCUACCUGAUGGAGCGGGACACCGGGAGCAUCUACGUCGCUGAGCCCACGGAUCUCGAAAGGGAACAGGUUCGAGCAAUGUUGAGCAAGAUACACAAGGCUGCAGGGCAUCCAGGUAACGAGCACUUGGCUUACUGGUGCAAGAAGCGACAGUGUCCACGCUGGAUCAUCGAAGAAGCGAUCAAUCUUCGCUGCGAGGCAUGCGACUUAGUCAAGCACGGCGUUACCCACAAGGUCAAGGCGAGCCUCGACAUCCCCAUGGCACCUUGGCAGGCAGCCGUCAUGGACGUUUCCGACCUGACGUUCCCGGACUUGAAUGUGAAGGCCAGGUUUCUCCUCAUCGCAGAGGUCGCCACCGGCCUGAUGUGCGGGGACAUCACUGCGAAGAUCGGCCUCAAGGAUAAGGGCACAGAUUCGUCAGCUACGCUGUUCACGACGUUUGCCAGAGCCUACCUUCAACACUAUCCCAAGCCAAGGUGGGUUUUCGUCGAUCCUCAGACCUCUUUUGUGGGUGGCGAGUUUAAAGACAACUGCCAGUUGGCCGGCAUCGGCGUCUCAGCGAAACCAGGAGGAGCACAUUGGAUGGCUGGCGACAUCGAGCGCCGCAUCUCGACCGUCAAGCAGGCAAUGAGGAAGCUUCGCCUACAAUACCCCAAGCUGAGCCCCGAGACCGUGUUUUACAUCUCGAUUGCGGCGGCCAACAACAUGGACAACAUCAAGGGCUACACGCCGAUGCAGUGGGCUUUCGGGUUCUCUCCCACCGAGGACCCAAUCUUGGCGCAUAACGCAGCUACUGGCAAGUUGAAGUCCGACUUCUUCGAGAUCGAGCGGGUACGAGCGGAUGCAGAGGCGACUUACCUGAAGGAGAAGGCGUCCAGGAAGAUCUCAGAGCUGAAGAACUCAGCCCCACGACCUCGACAUGAAUAUAAGCGAGGCGACUGGGUCUGUGUCUGGCGGUCGUACGCUGCGACAGGGAAGCGAAAGCUUUCCGGACAGGAUUUCUUCACGGACGGCCUCUUCAUCGGACCGGGCAGAGUACUGUUCUCCGAGCCGGCGGUCCAGACAGGCAACAAGGACGGCGUGAUCUGGGUCAUCAUGGGCAACCGAUGCUGGCGCUGUGCAGCUGAGCAACUGCGGCCAGCCACGCAGUCGGAGAUCGUCCAGAUCAACCUGAAGAAGGACGACAUCCUCAACAGUCCGCUCGAGGACGUCUGGAGGCACCUCCAGGACUUUGACGACAUCGCCGGGGAGCCCUCCCCAACGGCAGAUGGCAUGAGGAUGCUACCACGUCAACCUCUUGAGGGCAUGCCGAGGGUGAUCGAGAAUCCCGAUGUGGCCGUGGAACCCCACGACGUCACGGAGGCAGAUGACGACCUGGAGGUCGACGAGGACAACUCAGCACCAGAAUGGACCUUGAUGAAGAUUGAGAUCGAGACGGACCUGGAGGAGUUCUGCUUCGAUGCGAGCGCGUACCUGGAGAAGCAGCUGAACCGAGUGGCCAACAACACGGUCAAGAAGGGUGUGGAGGUUUCGUUUGGCCGCCUGAGCCCCGAGGAGAAGCCACUGUUUCAAGAGGCAAUGGCACGGGAGCUGGCGGAACAUCUGGAAGUACCGACAGUCCGGGCUGCAUCGGCUUACGCUGACUACAAUCGUGGAAAGGACAUUCCAGCGGACAAGCUGAUCAAGAUGAGGUGGCUACUGACCUGGAAGCCUUUGACACCACCUGAACCACCGGACAAGUCGGACCCACACCCCGUGAGCACGCCAGACGGGAAGUUCAAGGCGAAGGCCCGUAUCAUUCUGUUGGGCUUCUCACAUCCAGACCUUGUCAGUCGGGACAAGUUCGGAGAUCGGGUACUUCCCACGGCGUCACCAACCAUUUCAAGAAAAGGGAAGCUGGCACUCCUCCAGAUGGCUGCUUUCCACGGCUGGACCUUCGAGCUAGCCGACGCGAAGUCCGCCUUCCUGCAGGCCGGGCACACCGAGGAGUGGAGGAAGCUCUACACGAAGGGCGUGAAGGAGCUCCGGCAGGCCUUGCAGAUCAACGAGGAGGAGUCCAUGAGAGUCUUGGCAGCGAUCUACGGGAUCACGAAUGCGCCGUGGGUUUUCUGGAAGUACGUGGACCACAAGAUCCACGAAGCAGGAGGCAAGAGCGUCCUCAUCGAGCCAUGCAUCUGGAUCAUUCAGGACCAGAACGGCACCGUGUGCGGGGUCAUUGGCUCGCACGUGGACGACUUUGGCAUCGCAGGCGACAGCGACAACAAGUUCUACCUCGACAUGAAGAACAUGCUGAAGGAGAUGCUGCGGUGGUCUCCAUGGCGAAGCACGCCAUGCAUGUGGGCAGGCAUGUGGAUCACCCAGGAGCCAUCGGGCAAGAUCCAUGCUAGCCAGGAGGAGUUCUGUCACCAGCUCCUCGAGAUCAGGGUCGAGUCCGGCAAGUACCUCUCGAAGGACGACAAGCUCAAGCCGGAGGACGUCACCCAGUUCAGGGCAGGCCUGAUGAAAUGCCAAUGGAGAGCGACACAGACAGCACCACAGUUCUCAUGUCGGGUGUCACUGUUGGCUCAACGGGUGAACGAGGCGACGUUCGGAGACCUGAAGGACACGAACGCCCUCAUACGCGAUGUGAAGCGGACAGCUCGUGAUUCCCUGGUGUUCCACAACUUCAAUAGCAACGGUGGCGGUAAGCUGAAGUGGGACGACUUAGUGAUCGUGACGUGGGUCGACGCAAGCAGACUACUACAACGAGGAGGUUACAUCGUGGCGUUCACCACGGCCGAGAUCCUCAAGCAGAAGGAAUGUGCAGUAUCGAUCGCCGACUGGAGAUCGUACAAGCUCAAGCGCACCGGCAUCGGCACCAACGGCUGCGAGGGACAGGCUCUGUACGACGGCGAGAACGCGGCGUACCUGAUGCGCAUGCUGUGGUCAGUCAUGCACGGAGUUCCAGUCACCGCGCACACUCAGGAGGAGGUGGCGCAAUCCAUGACCUCGGUGCUGGUGAUCGACAGCCGAGGAGUUUAUGAUUCAGUUCACAACAAGGAGAGUUUCGGCAUAGGCCUGAGCGAUGCGAGGACCGGCGUGGAGGUUCUACAUGUGAAGGCGAACUGCGGGCCCGAGAAGAACCAGCACCUGGUUUGGGCCCCCUCGGACCUCAAUCUCACCGACGGCCUCACGAAGGACAGUCCCGAGGCAAGGAAGCCUCUGGCUCUGUGGCUUGCACGGCGUACCUGGAUCAUCAGGUACGAUGAGGACUUCAUGUCAGCCAGGAAGCGACAGCGAGCCAACAAACUCGCUCAGGACAAGCCGCAGGCAUCUACAGACGCUGAAGCCGAG